CGGUCAUAAUUAAUCUCCUAGCUCCUACGUUAAUUAAUCUUCUCCUGGGACAUACGUUCCAUAUUAGGGUUUCCUUAAAACUAUACGUUCCACGGGGUUGUUGCUUUGAACUCCCCUUGCUUGAUCUGAAAGAGAGACAUCAUGGCUUCUUCAAGCGGGAUUGGUUCCCUGCAGUCGCCAACCGAGUGGAGUUGGUACGAGAACAAAAUUUUCGAGCUUGCUCUCGUUGAAUACCCAGAAGGAACGCCAAAUCGAUGGCCUCUGAUCACCGCCAAGCUUCCGGGGAAGAGUCUAGGUCAAGUUUUAUAUCAUUACCAGGUAUUGAUCGAUGACUUGUACCUAAUUGAAUCCGGAAAAGUUGAGAUACCGGAUUAUAGAGACGAGGAAGAAGGUGGCAAUUCUGGCGAUGGCCGUUGCAUGACACCGAAGCAACACCCAUCGGAUGGCCCGAACAUCGCUUCCGGGUCGCGACAACAGGGUCAGGAGAGGAAGAAGGGUAAACCAUGGACCGAGGAGGAACACCGGUUAUUUUUGCAAGGACUUGCAACUCACAGGAGAGGGGAUUGGAAGGCCAUAUCUCGAAAUUUCGUGGUAACGAGGACGCCAGCACAAGUGGCCAGUCAUGCGCAGAAGUUCUUCCACCGCCAACAACAAAACCAGGAGCACCAGAGAAAGAGCAUCCAUGAUAUUACCCAGCCUUAGAUUUUCUUCCAUGACGCAUCUCAGAUAAUUUUUCAUAUAAUUAGCAGCUGUUUUCUUGUUUCUUCGGCAGAUUAGUUUAGCUUCCGAACUUGGACCUCGAAUUAUA
This is a messenger RNA of Phoenix dactylifera (date palm), 808 nucleotides long. NCBI's taxonomy places the organism in Eukaryota, Viridiplantae, Streptophyta, Magnoliopsida, Arecales, Arecaceae. The record is from RefSeq and is a predicted model, not a curated record.